This is a messenger RNA of Plasmodium reichenowi, 831 nucleotides long. Its product is annotated as merozoite surface protein 2. The record is from RefSeq and is a predicted model, not a curated record. Gene Ontology annotation, biological process: cell adhesion. Gene Ontology annotation, cellular component: membrane. NCBI's taxonomy places the organism in Eukaryota, Apicomplexa, Aconoidasida, Haemosporida, Plasmodiidae. The transcript has a single exon. The coding region runs from base 1 to 831 and encodes 276 amino acids.
AUGAAGGUAAUUAAAACAUUGUCUAUUAUAAAUUUCUUUAUUUUUCUUGCCUUUAAUAUUAAAAAUGAAAGUAAAUAUAGCAACACAUUGAUAAACAAUGCUUAUAAUAUGAGUAUAAGGAGAAGUAUGACAGAUACUGGUUCUUCUGCUACUUCUGGUGGUGCUACUUCUGGUGCUAGUACUCCUGCUGCUGCUCCUGGUACUGCUGGUACUGCUGGUACUGCUGCUGCUCCUGGUACUGCUGGUACUGCUGGUACUGCUGCUGCUCCUGCUGCUCCUGCUGAUGGUGAUAGUACUACUGUUACUAAUGCUGCUGGUGCUAAUGCUGAUGGAAACCCAAGUACUGUCGCUACUACCACAACUACUAAUAAUGCAACAGAAUCUACCAGCAACUCUUCAGAAGAAUCAAAUGCUGAUAAUGCCGCAAAGAAUACAAAAGAUAAUGAAGCAAAUCAAGAACCAAAUAAACCAAAUGAAGAAACUCAAAAUAACUCAAAUGUUCAACCCCCUGAAGUCGCAGAGGCCGAAAGCCCUACUUCACAGCCUGAACAAGCUAAAAAUCCUACUCCAGCAACCGAACAAGCUGAAACCCCCGAAUUACAAUCUGUACCAGAGAAUAAAGCUACUGAAAAACACGGACAUAUGCAUGGUUCUAGAAAUAAUCAUCCACAAAAUACUUCUGAAAGUCAAAAAGAAUGUACCGAUGGUGACCAAACAAACUGUGGAGCACAAACAUCCCUCUUAAGUAACUCUAGUAACAUUGCUUCAAUAAAUAAAUUUGUUGCUUUAAUUUCAGCAACACUUGUUUUAGCUUUUGCCAUAUUCAUAUAA